Molecule: messenger RNA, 1092 nt
Organism: Penicillium lagena
Lineage: Eukaryota; Fungi; Ascomycota; Eurotiomycetes; Eurotiales; Aspergillaceae
Exons: 1
Coding region: 1-1092 (363 amino acids)
Source: RefSeq, a predicted model, not a curated record
AUGACGGACUUUCGACUGCCCGUCCACCAAGGCCCUCCUCCACGGAAGCCAGUGCCUGGAACGGUGAAACCACACGCUAAGCAGCCCUACGAUACUCCACGGACUCAACUUGCUCUCCAUUCAGCCGGCGCCCCCACCGCGCACAGCCGGACCCGCACCACCUCCUCCAACGUGCUGCCCUAUUCUACCGGUUCCCAGCAGUACACGACCGCAACGGCUGCACCGCCGCUUCCACAGACGAUGGCUCCUCCGAUUAAUUACCCACCUGGCCGACGCCUGUCCAACACGACGACAUCCACCGCCUCCACCGGCAACAACCAAAUGCCACAGGCAGGACCUGGAGGCUCGGACAUUCGGCGCAGCAUCUCGUCUCGCUCAGGCAACUCGCAGGUAGGGUACGUGGCUCUUAUGCGGCGACAGAAGGCGACUGUGUGGUGCGACCGGGCGCAGCCUGAAGAUCCGCGCGUGCGAGAACAGACGCUACGGGACAAGAAGCGAGCGUACCUAGAGGUUCAUGGCGCGGGCGCCGGGCGGACAGGGACGUUGGCCAGCGGUAAGAUUCGUCAUGGACCCAAGGGUACGAAGGAGUUUUCGCCGUCGAAUCUGGUGGGCGCGAAGGUGCCGGUGCGAUUGAGCGCCAAUGAAGUCGGAGACGCCGAGGACGAAGCGCACAGUAAUGAAGGUGCAAGGCACCGCCGGACUGGCAGCGGCCGCAGCUCCCUGGGUAGCCAGCGGUACCCCAGCGGAUACUCACGAGCACAAGGCACGAUGGGCAGCAACAGCACGCCUCCCAAUGAGAAGACGGAACUUCCCGACGUGUCAGAGAAUACACCCGCUGAGAUCCAGGCUGAGGAGAAGAGUCAAGUGUCGUCUCUAGUCCAAGACGACGGUGCCACCACCCACAGCAGUGCCACUCACAGUAGUGAGCAGGAAGACUUCGUGCCCGAUAUGGAGGCUCCAAGCGCUGCCGUCGCAGCCGCUCACAAUGCCAAAAAGGUAGACGAGUUGCGACGCCGGGGUAGCGUUGACGAAAGAACCACCUCCAUGACCAACGUGCGACUAUUCGUGGCGAACCCGGAUCUCAGCGACUAA